Hemiscyllium ocellatum (epaulette shark) is the source of this 920-nucleotide messenger RNA. Its product is annotated as gametocyte-specific factor 1-like. The transcript is spliced from 7 exons. Bases 103 to 714 code for a protein of 203 amino acids. The record is from RefSeq and is a predicted model, not a curated record. NCBI's taxonomy places the organism in Eukaryota, Metazoa, Chordata, Chondrichthyes, Orectolobiformes, Hemiscylliidae.
GCUGACUGAGUGCAUGCCCAUUGUGCUCGUCAGGCUGCAGGAGGCCUGGCAGUUCCUUUGCCUGCUUCCUUCCCCCAGUAAUUGUGCUGUGUCAUCUUCAGAAUGAGUUCCAUUGAUCCCGAUGACCUCCUGCAGUGUCCCUAUGACCAGAGCCACCGCAUCCGAGCUUGCAGAUUUCCCUACCACCUGGUGAAAUGCAGGAAGAAUUUUCCAGAUAAGGCUCGGAAUUUGGAGUCCUGUCCUUUCAAUGCAAGACACCGGAUCCCAAAAGCAGAGAUGAAGCACCAUAUCACUGUUUGUGUCGACAAGAAGGUGAUUGAGGAAGAUUUUGUUCGGAGUGCCCAGAGAAAACCCUGUGAUAUCCCAGCAAGUACCUGGCAGUGUCCGCCACUUGAAGAAGACUGGGAGAAAGAUGAGGAAGAAACGCCUGAAACGUUCAUCUAUGGCUACACCAAUCUGAACAAAAACUGCAUCAAAGCCAGUUCUGUUUCAGCGUACGAAAGCAGCCACAACAUUACAGCUGGGAUAAGAGCCCCCAGAUCUUUCCCAGAGCAGCUGUCCUCCUCAAGCGCCCGCGUGGGAUCAAUUCCGUUUGUCCGGCCUUGGAGAAUUGGUGAGAGGAGAGCCAGAAAACGAGAGCAAAUGCUGCAUUUACGAACACAGACAGUGUAUGACCUCGCAAGUGAAAGAACAGUCUCCCCCCUGGUGUGUUGAGGAGCCAGCUGAGAAGGGAACCUAAUGGAAAAGGCAGUCGUGUUGCAGUUGGGGCUUGGGUCUGCAACUGAGUUUGUGUGCCGUGCUUUUGUUCCUGUCGCGUGUUGCAGGGCGCACUGCGGGAAACGGUGGAGAGAGUAAACUGUCAGUCGACCCGACUGACCUGUUACCAACAAAGUGAAUCACGUUUUAAUAGAGAAUGUUGA